AUGGCUGCGGACCAACUGAAUCAGCACGGAGAGCGGGAACUUAAAGAAGAGGCACCUCAUCCCGCUUCUUCCGCUGCUGCUGCUGCUGCUGCUGCUGCUGCUGCUGCUUCCAAGAGCUCUCGAUACGGUUUCUCCAAGUUCUUCGAAGGUAUAGGUCUUCCCAGUGGCAGUCUUCCCUCGCUCAAACAAGUCGCCUUUUGGUUUCAAGCCGCCACAAUGUCUCUUGUCAACGUUGACCUCAAUGCUUUGGCGACUGGCGGCGCGGGUUACCUCGCCUCUAUUAACGCCGCCAACUUGUCUGUCCCUGAAAUCUCGUUGCUUUCUUACCAGCCCGGUUUCGCGGAUGUCAUCGGUGCCAAUGCCACGGCCCGUAAGAUCGCCGACCUGCCCUGGCAGGCCUUCCACGAGGGCGGCAUCUACAACAAGAAGGACAACACAAUGUACAUCUCGUCCAAUUACCAGUCGCUCGCGGACAACAUCAACAUGACCAUUCUUUCUCUCGACGACCUCUCCAUCCGCAGCUCCCAGUUUCCAGACCUCGCCGAGGCCAACGGCGGGACAUCAUACUAUCCUCCCGGGGCCGAUCAGUCGGCGACGCCGCCGAUGCAGGUUUGGUGCGACGAGGGCGACUUUGAGGCGUACUCCAAGCUCAUCGCCGUGGACCCCAACACGAACAAGUCGGAGCCGCUGCUCAUCAGCUUCAACGGCCGCAACUUUUCAUCCGUGAACGACGUGCGUCAGCACCCCGAGACGGGCGACCUCUGGUUCACCGACGCCGAGUACGGCCUGUUCCAACACUUCCGCCCGGCGUCGCAGCUGCCCACGCAGGUGUACCGCUUCGAGCCCUCGACGGGCGUGGUCCAGGUCGUCGCCGACGGCUUCGACCAGCCCAACGGCAUCGAGUUCUCCCCGGACUACAAGACGCUCUACAUCUCCGACACCGGCGCGAUGACGUACGCGGCCAACCUCACCGGGCCCGCCACCAUCUACGCGUACGACAUCGUCGACAACAAGAGGCUGGCCAACAAGCGCGUCUUCGCCUUCGCCGACUCUGGCUUCCCCGACGGAGUCCACACCGACACGGACGGCAACGUCUGGGCUGGCUGCGGGGACGGCGUGCACAUCUGGAACCCCGAUGGUGUGCUCCUGGGCAAGAUCCACCUCGGGGAGACGUCCAACAACUUUGCGUUCGCGCCCGGCAAGGUUUUUGUCUUUUCAAACUAUCGCCUGUGGCUCGUCGAGGGCAUCAAGGCUCUCGGUCGGGAGGUUUGCAAGGACUUCGGGGCGGACAGCGACCCGAGAUGCCGCAAGUGA
This is a messenger RNA of Colletotrichum truncatum, 1314 nucleotides long. Its product is annotated as SMP-30/Gluconolaconase/LRE-like region. The record is from RefSeq and is a predicted model, not a curated record. Lineage: Eukaryota; Fungi; Ascomycota; Sordariomycetes; Glomerellales; Glomerellaceae.